Nanorana parkeri is the source of this 1885-nucleotide messenger RNA. RefSeq names its product anoctamin 10 (gene ANO10). Lineage: Eukaryota; Metazoa; Chordata; Amphibia; Anura; Dicroglossidae. The record is from RefSeq and is a predicted model, not a curated record. Gene Ontology annotation, cellular component: plasma membrane. Gene Ontology annotation, biological process: chloride transmembrane transport. The coding region runs from base 74 to 1885 and encodes 603 amino acids. The transcript has 11 exons. Gene Ontology annotation, molecular function: chloride channel activity.
UUGAAUAUUUAAAAGAAGAGACAUCUAGACUUACAGGAAGUACCCUACAUCAGUGAACAGAUCUCUUUGAAAAAUGCUACGAAGCUCUUUCAAAGAUGUGCUUCAUUCGGAGCCUGACUUCAAACCACUAGUUGUGAUAGAGCUUGCGAAGAAUUCGAAACCGGAAGCAAGAGAAUGGCUUGUAUCAAAAAUCUCAGCCCACAAGAGAGAUGGGGGUGCACAGCUUUUGAUAAGACCAGAGGUAAUAUCAGAGGAGAAGGAGUACAUUUAUGUUGUUGGAACAUCUUCAAAGCGGCUUCUCCUUGGAGCAGAGGCGGCGGGUUUUGUGAAGGAGAGCUUGGAUGGCACUAUGAAACCUUUUUUGUACACCAACCGGUCAGAAUUCAAAAAUUUUAAUGAUGAAGGAGAAGAUUUUUUAACAAUGGCUGAAUGUCAGUACAUCAUUAAAAAUGAGCUGAGCAACCUUCGAGCGCAAGAUGAGACUUCUAUCCCAGGUUACCCACAGGCCAAGCUUUACCCUGGGAAAUCAAUAGUUAGAAGAAUGCAGACCAGUGGUAUUCUGCUCCAGAUAUUUCCUUUACAUGACAGAGAAAAAUUAAAAUUGCUGGCUAAAAAUUGGUAUGGUCGUGCCAGAAUUUCUCAGCAACCUGUAGAUGAAAUACGGCACUAUUUUGGAGAUACGAUUGGUUUAUACUUUGCGUUCCUAGAAUACUUUACUUGGGCCUUAUUACCAAUGGCUAGUGUUGGACUUCUUUAUUAUUCAUUUACAUGGGAAAGCUAUGACAACUAUGUGAUAUUUGCGAUGUUCAACUUGGUAUGGGCUACUGUUAUCCUGGAGGUCUGGAAACGUUACAGCGCAACACUGGCCUACCGAUGGGGAUCCCUACUCAUGAAGAGGCAAUUUGAGGAACCCAGGCCUGGCUUUCAUGGUGUUCUGGGUACCAAUCCUGUCACAGGAAAAAGGGAGCCAACUUAUUCAAGUUUGAAAAGACAACUUCGAAUGUAUCUCAUUUCUGUGCCUUUUGUGUGCCUCAGCUUGUAUUUGGCCCUUUAUGUGAUGAUGAUUUACUUUGACAUGGAACACCAGGCCUUGAAAUACAACCAAGAGCAUCAAACAUUUGCUAGUGCGGUAUUGACAUAUGUGCCCAGCACAGUUUAUGCCAUUGUGAUUGAGAUCAUGAAUCGUAUUUAUAGAUAUGCAGCAGAAUUCCUAACAAGUUAUGAAAAUCAUAGACUAGAGUCAACGUAUCAAAACCACUUGGUGCUAAAGGUUUUAGUGUUCUAUAGUGUGAACUGCUUCUCAUCACUUUUCUACAUUGCCUUUGUUAUGUAUGAUGUGCCGCUGUUAAAACAGAGUCUGGUCUGCUUGCUUCUGGUCUCUCAGUUCUUUAACCAGAUUUUUGAGACCGUUCUUCCUUACUGGAUGCAGAAGAGAACUAACAGACAAGUAGCUGAUAAACCAAAACCGCUGAAUUCAGCCUCUAAGUACACAUUGUCGGAGCAAAUUUACCUAGAAAAGAAUAUGUACACUUAUCUGGGAACAUUUGAUGACUACUUGGAGUUAUUCCUGCUGUUUGGUUAUGUCAGCCUUUUCUCAUGUGUGUUUCCUGCAGCAGCCAUAUUAGUUGUCCUUAACAAUGUUUCUGAAGUGUACACAGAUGCAUUAAAAAUAUGCCGUGUCUUUAAGCGUCCAUUUUCCGAACCUUCUUCCAGCAUUGGAGUAUGGAUGUUGGCAUUUGAAACUAUGGGUGUUAUUGCUGUAGUCACCAACUGUGCUCUUCUUAGCAUGUCUCCACAAGUCAGAGCAAUGCUUGAAGACUGGCACCUGGAACCCUUUCUGACCGUGGUUGCUUUAGAGGUACUGCUGAGUUCUCAAUUAUCUUAG